AAAAAUAGGCAAUUAUUUUAGCCUUACUGCACAAUACAAUAUAUAAUACAUGUAAAACUUGCUGAAAAGUAGCGCACACAAAUUUCGACAAUACUGAAUACGCUAACACUAGAAGUUCAUCAAAUGCCGUUUAAUCCCAAGCAGCAAAGUGGCCACGUAAAAAGUAAACGCCAGCAUAUGUACGCAAGUAAAGAAUUUGUUUUGUGUAAAUAAACACAAACCGAGUUAAAGUUUUGGUUCGUCAAUAAUAGAAAUGCCUAGGCGGCAAGCUCCACAGCUGCUAAAGUUAAAAUGUGUGACGUGAGCGGCGUUUAAUAUAAGUAGUAAAAACAACAAUCCAUUAUCACUAGCCACACGCACAGCAUGGACGAGAAACUAAAGUAUUCGCUGCUGCGCGGCGAGCUGGUGGACACCCAAAGCAUUUGGAACAGGCAUGAGAAACGCGUUUGGUUCAUCACGCUCCUGACAGGCACUUGCAUGCUGUACUCCACGCGCACAACGAUGCCGCUGCUGGUGCCAGCCGUGGCGGCCGCACAAAAGUGGAGUAAAACCGAUUCCGGCACUGUGCUCAGCUCAUUUUUCUGGGGCUACACCCUGACCCAAGUGAUGGGCGGCUAUUUCAGCGAUCGCUUCGGCGGGCAGCGUGUUAUAUUGUUUGCUGCACUCGGCUGGUCCAUUAUCACAUUCCUAAUGCCCACAAUUAUCUGGUCGGCAGCGUCAGUCAAGGGCUAUGCGAUACCCAUCAUUGUUACCGUUCGUAUCCUUAAUGGUGCCCUGCAGGGCGUACACUUUCCUAGCAUGAUUAGCCUGACUAGUCAGAAUUUAUGUCAAAAUGAGCGCAGUAGCUUCUUUGGUCUGCUCACAUCCGGUUCGGCGAUGGGCACGCUGCUGACGGGCAUCAUGGGCUCCUUUGUGCUGGACUACUUUGGCUGGUCGUAUGUUUUCCGAGUCAUCGGCUUGAUGGGGUUCGCCUGGGCUCUGGUGUUGCGUUACUAUGCAAUGGCCGGCGAGCGCAAUCGAAUCAUUAACAUCUCCAUGCCUGCACGACUGUGCGUCAAUAAGGCGCCCGCGGAGUCAUCUGUGCCCUGGCUGUGCUUCUUUAGCCGGCUGCCGUUUUGGGCGUGCGUGCUGACGCAUGCCUGCGAGAUGAACUGUUUCUUUGUGCUGCUCUCCUGGCUGCCAACAUACUUUCACGAUGGAUUCCCCCAUGCGAAAGGCUGGGUGGUUAACAUGAUACCAUGGCUGGCACUGCCACCGUGCACAUUUUUUGCCAAAUACUUGACUACACGACUAAUAGCCAGAGAAUGGUCCACGACGACAGUGCGCAAACUUAUACAGAGCUGUUGCUUUGCGGCGCAGAACGUGGCGCUUUUUAUAAUGAGCCGCACCACGAACUUUCACACUGCAUUGAUUUGUAUGACUAUCAUCAUUGGCGGCACGGGCUUUCACAACAAUGCGGUGACUGUCAACCCCCAGGAUUUGGCGCCAUUGCAUUCCGGUAGUGUUUUUGGCCUGAUGAACACAGUAGGCGCCAUACCUGGCUUUCUGGGUGUUUACCUAGCUGGGCACAUACUGGAACUGACGCAGAGCUGGCCGAUGGUUUUUAGUGCGGCGGCAGGCAUCAACUUGAUCGGCUGGAUUAUAUUUCUGGUCUUUGGCUCCGCUGAGGCCAUUGUAUAAUUUCUAAUUACAUUACAUUCUCUUGACGAUUUCCAUGUGGGAAAAAUAUUUAUUAAAAUGUGUAGAUAGUUUAGGAGGUUUAGUUUAUGAUUUCCAUAAAUCUGAGUAUUUGAAUAACAAACGCC
Drosophila novamexicana is the source of this 1805-nucleotide messenger RNA. RefSeq names its product solute carrier family 17 member 9 (gene MFS18). Gene Ontology annotation, molecular function: transmembrane transporter activity. Bases 364 to 1680 code for a protein of 438 amino acids. NCBI's taxonomy places the organism in Eukaryota, Metazoa, Arthropoda, Insecta, Diptera, Drosophilidae. Gene Ontology annotation, biological process: transmembrane transport. The transcript has 3 exons. The record is from RefSeq and is a predicted model, not a curated record.